AUGGCGCCGGUACUCAUCGACGACGAUGAAAUUGUUAUUGCUGGUAUCUCUUGCCGUUUACCUGAAUCCAAUAACAUGCAAGAAUUUUGGGAUCAUUUAUUCAACGCUGAAGAUAUGGUCACCGAAGAUGACCGACGAUGGCCUCCUGGAUUGUAUGGAUUACCAAAGCGUAAUGGCAAAUUGAAGAAUCCCGAACUUUUCGAUGCAACUUUCUUUGGUAUUCAUCCCAAGCAAACCAAUACCAUGGAUCCUCAACUUCGUAUACUGCUGGAAUGCUCUUAUGAAGCGAUUGUCGAUGCUGGUCUCAAUCCUUACACCUUACGCGGCAAAAAUUAUGGUGUCUUUGUAGGAGAAACCUUGAGCGAAGCUUUGCACGCUUACCAAUCUGAUGCAGAAUCGCAGAUAGGCUACAGUGCGACUGGCUGCCAUGCCUGCAUGUUUGCCAAUCGAGUAUCAUACUACUUCAAUUUUGGCGGGCCUAGUUUUGCUGUCGAUACUGCUUGCUCUUCAUCGUUAGUCGCUUUCGAUCAAGGUGUACAAUCAAUCAGGAUGGGACGUUGUGAAGGUGCAAUUGUUGGCGGGGUAUGCUGUCAUUUCAAACCCAAUACUGGCUUGGAAUUUCAUAAAUUUGGAAUGUUAUCGCACGAUGGCUCGUGCAAAGCAUUCGAUGCUGCUAGUAAUGGCUACUGUCGUGCUGAAGGUAUCAUUUCAGUACUUUUACUGAAGAAAAGCGUUGCCAAACGUAUUUAUGCCACCGUCCCCUAUACUAAAUCCAAUUGUGACGGAUACAAGGAGCAGGGUGUUACAUUUCCCAAUGGCAGAGCACAAUUUCGCCUAUUAAAGGAAAUCUACAAUGAAGCUGGUAUCAAUCCUGGUGAUGUUAGUUACGUUGAAGCUCAUGGAACAGGUACUAAAGCUGGUGAUCCACAAGAAGUCAAUUCAAUCUGUGAUAUGUUUGCAGGCGAGGUCCGUGGUAAUAAACCUCUACUCAUUGGGACCGUCAAAUCCAAUAUGGGACAUAGUGAGCCUGCAUCUGGAUUAGCAGCUGUUGCUAAAGUACUCGCAUGCACUCAACAUGGCACUUUAACAGCUAAUUUGCACUACAAAAAUCCCAAUCCUGACAUUCCAGGAUUGCUAGAUGGGCGUUUGAAAGUCGUUACAGAAAAUACACCAUUUCCAGAUGGCUAUGUCGGUGUGAACUCGUUCGGAUUUGGUGGUGCCAAUUCUCAUGCCGUGCUGAAACCGAGAAUUUUCCAUGAAGAGGACAGCCAAUUAACAAUAAGUAACGAUUUAUCCAUAGCACUAUGCUCUGGUCGUACAAAAGAAAGCGUGGAGAAGUUAUGUGAACUUGCUAAUCAACAUCAUGAUAAAGCUGAUUUAAUCAAUCUCCUAAAUAGCAUGUCCGAUACACCCACUGCCAGCAAUUAUCAUCCUCAACGUGGUUUCACAAUAUUAAAUUCAGAAAAUGCCAUCCACGAUGUUGAUGUUGCACCAACAAGUAAGCGUCCAGUAUGGUGGGUGUUUUCAGGUAUGGGAGUCCACUGGGCUAAGAUGGGUCGAGAUAUGAUGAAAUUUGAAGUAUUUCGCGAGAGUAUUGAAAGAGCACGUGAAAUGUUACUCCCAACAGGAUUGGAUGUAAUGGAUCUGUUACUAAAUAGUGAUCAAGACACAUUUGAAAAUGUCCGAAACUCAUUCACUGGGCUAGUAGUCAUACAAGUGGCAUUAGUCGAUUGUUUGAAAGCUUGUGGCCUUAAACCAGAUGGUCUAUUCGGUCAUAGUGCCGGUGAAGUAGCUUGUGGUUAUGCUGAUGGAGCACUGACACUAGAAGAAGCAGUGCAGGUUGGCUACUGGAGAGGUCAAUCUAUCUUAGAUGCUAAAUUAGAGAAAGGUGCAAUGGCUGCUGUCGGAUUAACAUGGGCAGAAGCGAAAAAGCGUUGUCCAGAUGAUGUUGUAGCUGCAUGUCAUAACGCAGAAAAAACUGUUACUAUCUCGGGUGAUCCAGAUAAAGUGGAAGAAGUUGUCAAACAAUUAAAAUCUGAAGAAAUUUUUGCCAAAAAAGUAGAGACAGCAGGUGUAGCCUUUCACUCUCACUAUAUCAAGAAAGCUGCACCAUUUUUUAAAGCUGCUGUUGAGAAAAUUGUUACGCAACCGAAGCUUCGUUCAUCUCGCUGGAUUAGCUCUUCAGUAUCAGAAUCUAAAUUACAUGAAGACAUUGCAAAAUACGCUGGAGCAGAUUACUAUGUUAAUAACUUCGUAAGUCCAGUAUUGUUUUACGAUGCUAUGCAGAAAGUACCAGAAGAUGCUAUAGUAAUAGAAAUUAGCCCGCAUCAUUUACUUCAAGCUGUGUUGAAGCGCUCUAUGAGUAAGACUUGUACAAUAAUGAAAACUAUGCGAAAGGAUAACCCUCGCAAUCGAGAACUAUUUUUUACAACUCUUGGCCAGUUGUACAUGAAUGGAGUAAACAUUGAUCCUUCUGCAUUCUUGACUAAAACUUCACUACCGGUUCCGCCAGGUACACCAAUGAUUUCAUCAUCGGUAGUCUGGGACCAUUCACAGGAAUGGGCAGUACCCACUUUAGAGCAUUUCACAAAGAAAGGCGGAAAAGACGGUGGUGCUGCUAUCACAUUUGAUAUUGAUGUCUCUCCUAAUUCACCUGAUCAUUAUGUUCUUGGACAUGCUAUUGAUGGGCGUGUUCUAUAUCCAGCUACAGGUUAUCUUGUGCUUGCAUGGAGAGCAUUAGCUCGUCUUAAAGGUAAAAUGUUUAGAGAGACUCCAGUUGUUUUCGAAGAUGUUACUAUUCAUCAAGCAACUAUCCUACCAUCAACUGGCAGUAUUCAAUUACAAGUCGAGAUAAUGGAUGCAGUUGGAAAAUUUGUGGUAACGUCUGGCAGUAGCUUAGCUGUAUCUGGCAAAGUUAGUCUUGCUGAAGAUGAUAUGGAAAUUAGUCCAUUACCUGCAUUCGGUGAAGAUGAUGCUACACCACUAUCGAAGGAAGAUGUCUAUAAAGAGCUAAGAUUGCGUGGCUACGAUUAUGGUCCAACAUUCCAAGGUAUCGAAACUGCUGCACAAAAUGGAUUGAGAGCGAAACUAUUGUGGAACGGCAACUGGGUUUCUUUCCUUGAUACUAUGUUACAAAUGUCUGUAUUUAGUCUACCAGGGCGUUCUCUAAGAUUGCCAACACGAAUUCGUCAUAUUUGUAUCGAUCCUCGCAAACAGCCAUUUGAUCAUGAAGAGGAAAGUGAGGAUAAAGGAGAGAAUAGCGGUGAAGAAACAACUGAAAAAGUGGAGAAAAGUGAAGAAUUUUUGGAAUAUAGCAUCAAUCCUUAUACAAAUAUGUGUGUCGCUGGUGGAGUAGAACUACAAGGCUUACAUACUUCAGUUGCUCCGCGAAAGCAAGAUAGACAAAAUGCUCCCAGUUUAGAAGAAAUCUAUUUCAUACCGUAUUUCGAGAGCGAUAUUUUUGGAAAAGAUAAGAAUUUAUUGCAAUACAGAGCAGAUAUUGAAGAAUAUGCUGCAAUGAAAUACGGAGAACUUAACACGAAAGCACGACAAAAUCUUGCCAAUGAUAAGAUAGAAGCUUACUUGGACAGUCAAGAUCAUGGUAUAUUUAGCUUAUUGAAUAAAAUAUGCGAAUUGAAACCUGACAAUACAUUUAGUGAAUCAGUUGCUGAAAUAUUAUGGGAGAACAAAAAAUUAUUCACCGAUGACGUCCUUAGUGGUGCGUUGCUAACUGACAGAUACCUGAAAACAUCGGUUGAUGUAGCUUUCGAAAAUAUACUUCAUUCUCCCUUGAAAGUAGCAGAAAUUGGUGCUACUCAUGGUCAACUGUUUAGACGUGUAUUACCGGUCCUUCUUUCACAACCAGAAUCGAACGUCAGUUAUACAGCUCUAGUAGGUAACGGAAAUGAUGAAUCUCAACUUCAGCCGGAAGCAGAAAAAUUUAACGACAUCUCCAUCGUUAACCUUAACGGCAAAUCAUCGAUUGAAAGAAAUUUAAAAAAAUCGUCUCAUUUAGUUGUAAGUAACUAUGCUACAGUACAUGAAAAUUUGAAAGCGGAAGAACAAGUAUCAAUGGCUGCAAAAAUGCUGAAAGAAGGUGGAUUCUUUCUUUUACAUGAAUGCACUCGUAGUUUUGCGACAGUACUAUCUAUAUUCGGAGUAAAUGAUAAAGCAUGGCGUGAUAAGAAUGAACCAGUUCAUAAUAUGUUAUCAGAAGAUGAAUGGGUGAAAAUUUUAGAAGCCGGAGGAUUCAAUGUUGUUGGUAAGAAGAGUGACGGCCUACUAUCAACACUAUUCCUCUGCUGCCUAGAUAAUCCUAGAAACGUUGUCAAUUCGCCAACCAUACUAAACAUCAGUAAUCAGAAUUUUGAUUGGGUUGAUGAAUUGAAAAAAUUCAUUUCAAAUAAUAAGAAUAACCAAAAGAUUUGGUUAUUAAGUGAUCGCAAUAGUACAUCAGGUAUUGUAGGUAUGACUAAUUGCUUACGUAAAGAACCUGGCGGUGAAAAUAUUCGCUGUGUAUUUAACGCUCAGCUAAAUGGCUCCAGUCCUGAUAUAAAGUUAACUCAAGAAAUGAAAAAUAUUCAACGACUUGAUCUUGCUAUGAAUAUUCAUCGUAAUGGAAAAUUAGGAUCAUUCCGUCAUUUAUUUGUACGUAAAGGUGAAUCUUCUGAAUUGACUAAUGAACAAGCAUAUGUGAACGUUGUAACUCGUGGUGAUUUAUCAUCAUUACGAUGGUUCGCUUCAUCAAAGCAUGCUCAACCAAAAAGUGAUGAAGGUUCAUAUUAUAUCUACUACGCACCAUUAAAUUUCCGAGAUAUUAUGUUGGCUGCAGGUAAAUUACCUCCAGAUGCACUACCAGGCGAUUUAGCUUCACAAGAUUGUGUAUUAGGUUUGGAAUGGUCAGGUAAAGACGAAAAGGGCAACCGGGUAAUGGGAUUCGUCAAUGCUAAGGGUUUAGCGACUAAUAUUGUCAUGAAGAAAAAUUGUACAUUCCCUAUUCCUGAUUCAUGGAGUCUACGCGAUGCAGCUACUGUACCAGUAGUAUAUGCGACAGCAUAUUAUUCCCUAAUUACACGAGGUCAAUUAAAAGAUGGCGAAUCUGUAUUGAUUCAUUCAGGUGCUGGUGGUGUAGGUCAGGCUGCUAUUGCUAUAGCUUUAUCGAAAGGAUGCACAGUUUUUACCACAGUAGGUACAGAACAAAAGGUAGAAUUUUUAUUAAAGAAGUUCCCGAAAUUAUGCAGAGAAAAUAUCGGUAAUUCCCGUAAUUUAACAUUUGAAAAAUUGGUAAUGGAAGCUACCAAUGGACGUGGUGUUGAUGUAGUAUUGAAUUCAUUAGCCGAAGAAAAACUACAAGCAAGUGUACGAGUAGUAGCUCGUCAUGGUCGAUUCUUGGAAAUUGGAAAAUACGAUUUAUCUAAUAAUUCAGCAUUAGGUAUGGCUCUAUUUUUACGUAAUGUAUCGUUUCAUGGAAUUUUGCUGGAUGCUUUAAUUGACGGUGAAAACAAGGAAUGGCCGAUGGUACACCGAAUGAUAUUAGAGGGCAUAAAAAGUGGUGUAGUCCAACCAUUAAACAAUGUCGUAUUUAAUCGAAACGACUUAGAAGGCGCAUUCCGAUAUAUGGCUGCUGGUAAACACAUUGGCAAAGUUGUUCUACAAGUGCGUGAAGAAGAUGAUCCCAUAAGUAAGCCUGUAAGUUUAAAGACUAUAUCUCGUUGCUAUUGUAAUCCGCAUAAAAGUUAUAUCGUUACCGGUGGUUUGGGUGGAUUCGGUCUAGAACUGGCACAAUGGUUAGUAGAUCGCGGAGCAGAAAAACUUGUAUUAACUAGUAGAUCCGGUAUUCGAAAUGGUUAUCAAGCUCGUCGAGUGAAAUAUUGGAGAAAGAAAGGUAUUAAAGUAUCUGUCUCUACAUGCAAUGUAACAUCGAUUGAAAGUACCGAAGAAUUAAUUAAACAAGCAGAAGAAUUAGGUCCAGUUGGUGGUAUAUUUCAUUUAGCAGCAGUACUACGUGAUGGAUUUUUGGAGAACCAAACAAAGGAAUUAUUUGAUGAGGUGGCUAAACCUAAAGUCGAUGGCACUAUUCAUUUAGAUCGGGUAACACGAAAGAGAUGUGAUGGUUUGGAAUGGUUUGUAAUUUUCUCAUCGGUGAGUUGUGGUCGUGGUAACGCUGGCCAAGCGAAUUAUGGUUAUGCAAAUUCAGCUAUGGAACGUAUUUGUGAGAGACGACAUCAUGAGAAUUUACCAGCAUUAGCUAUUCAAUGGGGAGCAGUCGAUGAUGUUGGGAUGGUUAUCGAAAGCAUGAAAGCUAGUAAUACAACUGUAAUAUGUGGUACGUUACCACAACGUAUUCACUCAUGCUUAGAUAUGAUGGAGAAGUUUUUAAUCAGUAAGCAUCCAGUGGUAUCCAGCUUUGUUCAACCAACUCGUGAAAGUGCCACAGGAGGAGGUGAUCAACUGACAUCCGAAGAUUUAGUUAAAAGUGUUGCUAAUAUUUUAGGUAUUAAGGAUCCAUCAACUGUAGGCCAAGACUCUACGUUAUCAGAUCUGGGAUUGGAUUCCUUGAUGGGUGUAGAGAUUAGACAAAUUUUAGAAAGAGAUUUUAAUACACCAUUGCCAAUACAAGAAGUUCGACAGCUAACUAUGAAUAAGUUGAGAAAUAUUACUAUAGCAUCACAGAGUACAGAGGAAGCUGGCGGUAAUGACAGUCAAGAAGAUGUAAACGCUAUGCCUGGAGUCCAAGCUAACGAAUUACCGACAAAGGAACAAAUUAAAUUAGGCACAGUAGUUCGAUUGAAUGAAGUAGAAUCAAAUGAAACACCUAUUUUCAUUUUCCAUCCGAUCGAAGGAUCUGUGGAGCGAUUUAAGGAAGUAGCUAGUAAAUUAAAGAUUCCAGCUUACGGUAUCCAAUUAACACCAGAUGCGCCAACAGAAACGAUAGAAGGAUUAGCAUCAUUUUACCUACAGAAAAUUAAGGAAGUUCAAAAUCAAGGCCCAUAUCGUAUCUGCGGUUAUUCAUUUGGUUGUACUGCCGCUCACGAAGUUGCGUUACAGUUACAACGGGAAAAUAAAGAUAAUCUUGAUAAGAUGCACAUGAUUGAUGGCUCAUUCUGUUAUACUAAAGAACGCUUCAAUAUCUAUCGGGAACGUUUAGGAGUAGUCACACAAGAACAAUACGAUGCUGAAGCACUAUUUCACUAUGCCAGGUUAUUUAUUCCUAACUUAUAUCACGGAGAGGCAAUAGAAAAGCUAUUGAAGUUUCCAACAAUUAAAGAUAAACUGGAUCAUAUUACGUCAGCUAUUUCUGAAAAGAUUGCCGACAUUGAUCGAGAGCAUGUAGCUUGGGGCGCUAGAUCAUUUGUCAAUUUAACUCAAGCUAGUGGUAAAUAUGAACCAUCUACCAAAUUCAACGGUAACGUAUUAAUGGUAACAUCAUCAAGUAGGGAUAGUAUCGGUGAGAGCCAAGGUAAAGACUACGGACAACAAGAACAAUGCAAUGGAAACGUUGAAGUUAUUGAAGGAAAAGGUGACCAUGUCACCAUGUGGCAAGAUGAAGGCGCUACCCUCAUAUCAGAAUUCAUAACUUCGCAUCUUUCAUAA
Messenger RNA from Trichoplax adhaerens, 7593 nucleotides. RefSeq lists its product as uncharacterized. Lineage: Eukaryota; Metazoa; Placozoa; Uniplacotomia; Trichoplacea; Trichoplacidae. The record is from RefSeq and is a predicted model, not a curated record. The transcript is spliced from 8 exons. The coding region runs from base 1 to 7593 and encodes 2530 amino acids. Gene Ontology annotation, molecular function: fatty acid synthase activity; oxidoreductase activity; phosphopantetheine binding. Gene Ontology annotation, biological process: fatty acid biosynthetic process.